GAAACCCAAAAACAAAAAUCACCCAAAAAAAGGUUGGAACCCCACAACGCUCCUGAGCUUUUCUCAACCAGAAUCCAUCACCCUUGCCUUGAUUUCAACCAAAACCCAUUUCUAGAGACCACCAAACCCUGCAAAAACCAUUCAUGCUCUGAACGAUUUCAUGUUUCCUAGAUGGGUUUGCCGCCAAAACCCCUGUCUCUCCUCUCCCUCUCUCUGACUUUCCUCACAAUUCUUGGCUUCUUCCCAUCUGCCAAACCCUCCACAGAUUUCACAAACUUGGUGUAUAAAGGCUGUGCCGACCAAAAAUUCCAAGACCCAUCAGGGGUUUACUCCAAAACCCUCAAACCCCUGUUUGAUUCUCUGGUUUCACAGUCCUCCACAAAGAAUUUCUCCACAGCCACCUCUGGUGAGGGCCAAUCUUCCAUCACAGGGCUGUACCAAUGUAGAGGUGAUCUCUCCAAUUCCCAAUGCUACACCUGUGUGGGAAAACUCCCAGGCCUCUGCACCAAGCUCUGUGGCAAAGCUAUAGCCGCCAGAGUUCAACUCAGUGGGUGCUACAUGAGGUAUGAGCUUGCUGGGUUCAAGCAGGUCACUGCAACUGAGCUUCUGUACAAGGUGUGUGGAUCAACUCAGGCAAGUCAGAGUGGGUUUGAAGAGAAGAGAGACACUACUUUUGGGAUGAUGGAGAAGGGAGUUGAAGGUGGGGAUGGAUUCUACACUGGGACAUAUGAGUCUGUGUAUGUGUUGGGGCAGUGUGAGGGGGACAUGGGAGGUAGUGAUUGUGGAGAUUGUGUGAACACUGCAGUUGAGAGAGUCAAAACCGAGUGUGGUGACUCAAUUUCCGGGCAGAUUUAUUUGCACAAAUGCUACAUCAGCUAUAGUUACUAUCCAACAGGGGUGCCCAGCCAAUCUUCAGCAGAAUCAGGUCAGAGUACAGAGAAGACAGUAGCACUUGUUGUGGGAGGGGUAGCAGCUCUAGGGUUUGGAAUUGCUUGUUUGAUGUUUGUUAGAACAGCUUUCAAGAAACAUCAUAGUAGUAAGUACUAACAUUAAGCUCAUAUGUAUUUCUUAUACUAGUACCUACAGUUUCUUCACUACUUCUGUACAUGGUUGUAGUUUGAGUUGAUAAUUGUAUUAUUAUAUGCAGAUUACUGAAAAUUUUGAGAUAUGGGUCUAGAAGAUGCCACUGUUUUCUGUAGUGGGUCUCCUCUUUUCUUUGAUAAAGAGGGUGGGAAGAGGGUGGUAAAGUUAGGUGAAGUAUUCAUUGAAUCAUUGGGAGUGUUGUAAAUGGGAAAGGAGAGAGGGUGGGAAGAGAUGUUUUUUCUCUCCUUACUUCACACUUAGACUCUACUAGUAUUUUGUCAUUUUCCAUUUUCCUUGUGCAUUACAUUCCCACACAUGAAAUUGAUACAUAUGAUUCAAAGUAUUUUGCUUUCCAAUGAAGUUUCCCACUUUAUCACUUUA
This is a messenger RNA of Vitis riparia (riverbank grape), 1464 nucleotides long. RefSeq names its product plasmodesmata-located protein 2. The transcript is spliced from 2 exons. Gene Ontology annotation, cellular component: plasmodesma. NCBI's taxonomy places the organism in Eukaryota, Viridiplantae, Streptophyta, Magnoliopsida, Vitales, Vitaceae. Bases 172 to 1047 code for a protein of 291 amino acids. Gene Ontology annotation, biological process: plasmodesmata-mediated intercellular transport; transport of virus in multicellular host. The record is from RefSeq and is a predicted model, not a curated record.